AUGGCAGCACGCACAGGAAAAGCUCUGUUUGAUUUGGAGCGUAAGGUGGCACUUGUAACAGGAGCUAGUUCUGGUUUAGGACGAGCCAUGGCAACUGCACUUGCGACAGUUGGAUGCGAAGUCAUUCUAGCUGCUAGACGUGUUGAUAUGCUCGAGGAAGCGGCGUCAGAAAUCAGUCAACUCUCUAAAAAUGAUAAUGUGUCGCACGUUCAAGCUGAUUUGAUGACGGACGAGGGCGUGAGCGCGCUGGCUGAUUACUGUCUCUCAUUGGAUCAUUCUCCAGAUAUUCUUAUUAAUGCCGCGGGAGUCAAUCUAAGACAGCCGGAAGAAGCUAUCACUCCUGAGUCCUGGGACACGACAUUGCACUUAAACCUCAAGGUUCCAUAUUUCUUGGCGCGGCAAUUGGCUCCGAACAUGAAGGAGAGAAACUGGGGCAAGAUUGUUAACAUUGCUAGUCUGCAAUCUGAACGUGCAAUGCCAAAUAGCAUCCCCUAUGGUGCCUCCAAAGGUGGAGUGAGCCAGUUGACAAGAGCCAUGGCCGAAGAAUGGAGCAAAGACGGCAUUUGUGUGAAUGCCAUUGGCCCUGGUUUUUUCCCUACAGAACUCACAGCCAAGGUAUUCGCUGAUGAUGAGCGUGCCAACAGAUUGGCUGCACAAACAUGCAUCGGGCGCAACGGAACUAUGCAAGAUGUUCAUGGCUUGACCAUCUUCCUAUGCUCACAUGCCUCUGAUUAUAUCACUGGACAAACAAUCUUUUGUGACGGCGGCUUCACUGCGAAAUAG
Messenger RNA from Cylindrotheca closterium, 783 nucleotides. NCBI's taxonomy places the organism in Eukaryota, Bacillariophyta, Bacillariophyceae, Bacillariales, Bacillariaceae. The record is from the annotation of a GenBank genome assembly.